Molecule: messenger RNA, 3902 nt
Organism: Larimichthys crocea (large yellow croaker)
Lineage: Eukaryota; Metazoa; Chordata; Actinopteri; Sciaenidae
Gene: plpp5
Product: phospholipid phosphatase 5
Exons: 8
Coding region: 253-1053 (266 amino acids)
Biological process (GO): phospholipid dephosphorylation; phospholipid metabolic process
Cellular component (GO): membrane
Molecular function (GO): phosphatidate phosphatase activity
Source: RefSeq, a predicted model, not a curated record
AGGUGUGAUGUGACAGGUAGCUUCACGAGGCGCUCUUCUCCUCUGAGGCAUCCCUGUUUUCUCUCUCUUUAGUCCUCAAAUGCUCGACUCUCACCGCCGGCACAAACAGAGCAUGUCGAGGCCCGGUGCAUGUUAACAGCGCAUGUUGAUAUGAGGACAGAGAGAUAAAAGCGAGCGAGCUGUCCGAGUCCCACUUAAGUUAAAUGGAGUGAUGAUGUUUGCUGUUGAUUGAAGACCACACCAAAAAACAAAAUGAAGAGGAGGCUGCUUCGUGGUUUCCUGUCGGAGGUUUCCAUCCGGAUGGCUCUGUUGGUUGUGUUCCUUGUGACGGAGCAGCUUCCUCCUUUCUACCGUGAGAUCCAGCCAGAGGAGAUGUGGUUGUAUAAAUUCCAUCGUGUGGAGAAUGACCACGUGCCCACGUCUCUCAUGUUUAGUGUGGCGGUUUUCACCCCGCUGAUUGUAAUCCUGGUUUUCGCCUUUCUGAAGAAGUCAGAGCGAGGAGACCUUAAAGAGGCCACUCUGGCUGUGACUUUGACUCUUGUGCUGAAUGGAGUUUUCACCAACGUCAUCAAACUUGUCGUUGGAAGGCCACGGCCAGACUUCUUCUAUCGCUGUUUUCCAGAUGGUCAGAUGAACCUGGAGUUGCGCUGCAGCGGUGACCCAGAUAUUGUCAUGGAGGGCAGGAAGAGCUUUCCCAGCGGACACUCCUCCUUUGCCUUUGCAGGUUUGGGUUUCACAGCGCUGUACGUCGGAGGAAAGCUACGUUGCUUCAAUACAGUGGGCCAAGGCAGAGCGUGGCGGCUGUGCGCUUUCCUCACACCUUUACUCAUCGCAACAGCGAUUGCCCUCUCCCGAACCUGUGACUACAAACACCACUGGCAAGAUGUAUUAGUGGGUUCUCUGCUGGGUCUCGCCUUCGCCUGGCUCUGUUACAGACAGCACUACCCUCCACUUCAAGACCUUGACUGCCACAGACCUCUGCGUCACAGAGAGACUGUUUCCGCCGCACAGGAGCGCAAACUGGCCAACUCCAACUACAUCCUGCCCCUGUAGAGCAGCUGUAACUAGAUCAUACUCUUUACUGGUGUCAUUUAUUCUGGGUUACACGGCAUUCCUUCUCAUUCUGGUUUUUGCACCCUUAGGGCUGGGCAGAACAUUAAUAGUUAUUGUUUAUCAUUUAAACUGUAUUAUGGCAAUUUUCUUUUUGUAGGGUGAUACAUCACACAUGGCUGAUUUCUUCAACCAAAAUGUCAAAUUUCUUCUGAAUAGUUCCUUAAACACUUGAGAGUUGUGGUAAAUAACAACUCCAGUUUAACAGUCUAACAUGGUGGACUUCCGCUACAUAAACAACUUACAGACAUUAGUAUAUAUGGCAUUUAACAAUAUUUGAGGGCCCGAUGAAUUCAUUAGAAUCCAUCCAUAUAGCCCAGCCCUACAUACCCUGUGUAUUGUGCCUAUAGAUCACAUGACUUUAAGUACAACAGCUGAGCAGGUCACAUAUAUAAGCACUGCACUAAUGGUCCACUGCCUGUCAACCACUGGCUCAGCUGCUGUGGAUCAGUUCUUCAUGUCGGGUCACUUUUUUCUGACUGUUUUAUAAACGUUUCGAGAAGUAUUGUAUGUUUGAGCAUGGAUGUUCAUCCCUGACCUUUUGGCUCAACAAUGAUUUGGCAAUAAAUCAGUUAGUUAAUCGACAGUACUUUUGAUAAUUGAUUAGUCCUUGAUGUCAUUUAUCAAUAAUGAUAUCAAACAUUUACAAGGUGGUUGAUUUGCAGAUUUUUUAACACGGUAAAUUGAAAAAAAUAAAAAAUCACCUAAAUACAAAACAACAAAGACGGCCAGAUCAAGAAGAACAUCCUAGCACCCACCAUACAUGAGCACUUGAUAUCAUGUGCCUGAAUGUUUAUAUUUAGUAUGCUCCAGUCACUAAAGAAGAUAGAGAUAAGGUUCUGCACAGGUUAUCUGCACCAUAUAGUAUUUGAAAUAAGAGGUGUUUAUGUGGGCCGUUCAUAUCUAAACAUAGGGGUGGACGAUAUGGAUAAAUAAUCCUCUGUCGAUGCAUAUUACCAACUCUAUAAUUAAUAUAAAUGAUCUAAUUAAAAAUCUGUUUAGACAAAAUUAUCUCACAGGAAUGAAUGUGUUUUGUCUCAUACAAGCAGAAUAAGACAUUAUAAUAUUAUAAGGUUCUACAUUUUUUAUUGUCAAUAAAUUCUAUGAAAAGGCCAAACCUGUCUGUGGCCCCUAGCCCAUUCAGUCCUACUAAAGGCACAACAUUUAAACAAAAUUUGUUUUGGGAGAACAGUGGCACAGAGGAAAAGGAUACCCAAGGACAAUAUCUAUUGGUAGAAUCGAUUCAUUGUUGAUUCUGGUCUUUUUAUUGCAUUUGUUGACAAUAACAAGAAAGCAAAGCUAAAGAAAAGUACAUUGUACGGCUCCUAUCUGAAAGUGUCUCUUUGGUUGCCUUUAUGUGUAAAACAGGUUAUUCAAAACCACUUUUUAUUUCUUUGAUCUCCACCGUUCUGCUCUGCUGCCUUUGUCCUGAAUGCUUUAAAUCUCUUUGUCUUCCUCUAUUAUAUUUUUAAUGUUUCCAUUCACAGAUAUUCUUGAUUAAUCGGGUCCUGAGUUUAGCGCCCUGAUGUAGCAUUUCCUCUCAUCUCUUCUCGCAGAUGUAACUGUAGUUUCUUUGUGACAAACACAAAUGAUAAUCAAGUCUCAACAGCACAUGUGUUAAUAUUACCACAAGUUAAUAUGAGAGUAAAAGAACUAUGAGAUAAAUGUUUUCCUAUGUCAGUGGUCUCAGGCUUAUUGUAGUUCGGGUUCUCAUUACUGCACAGUCUCACGGCUCCUCCGCCAACCCGUCUAAAGUGUGAAUGUUCAGCAGAGGUGGAGAGAUGUGGUGCACAGGGGUUGGUUGUUGGAGUGACGGUAGAACCAGAUCUUUCUGAUGAACCUGAGUGAGAUCACUGUAACCUCUCCAGGUAAUGGUGCUAGCCUCCCAGUGCUCCUGCUGGUCAGGUUUUCUAUCCUGUUAAUAGUUUUAUCAGCACGUAAAGUUUGGUGGGAUUUUUUUUUUUUUUGUCAGUUUUUCUGGUAGUUCUCAUCAACUUUCAUUUAUGAUUGUGAACUUUGGGUUUCAAUUUCACUCUGUUUUAUCUUUCCAUUAAUGUUUGGUUGGUUGGUUGCUUGGUUUUUAACUUUGAAAAAAAAAACAUGUCAACUUUAACAAAGAUAUGACUGUUUUUACAGACUGAAACCUCUUAUGUUUAUGUUUCAUGUGAAACCAGCCAAAGUUUUGCAGGGUCAAAGCACUUUUGCUCAUCGCUGUGAAUCAAGCUUAAAGCAGCUUGAUCACAGUGGUUUUAGACCAAACUUGGCAGAAAAAAACAGAUGAAUUUGUGCCUUUGUUUGCUACAUUACUUUAUUACCCUUAGUUAAUGAAUGAAGUAUAUACUGCAUGUACAGUGUACACUCUCUGUCAUGUUGUAGACACAACUUUGUUCUCUUUAUGUUUUGGUUUUUUUUAUUCACUUUACAGUGUAUAGGAUCAGUUGGGAAGAUAGUACAUGAUAUUUAAAUGUGGCAUGCUGCCUUUCUUUACCUCAGAAAAAAAAUGUUCCAUGAAUUCUGUUGCCGAUGGAGUCAAAUGUGUGGAUUUCUGGGUGUAAAAUUUACAACUACAUGAGUAGCAAAAAGGAGAAAGUUUGCUAUUUUAAACAUUUUGAGACAAAUGAUAUCUUAAUUUACUCAAUCUUACAGGUAUUUAUGUGAUGAUGUACAGGUCUAAGUGUAUUUAAUUUUGGGGCAUGUAGGAGUUUACUUGAAUUUUGAAUAUUUGUUUGUUUACCUUAAAUGUAAUAAUGUUAUUUCAUGAAAAUAGGUCUCACUUUGUGGGCACGUGGGUU